AUGUUGAAUAACACAACGCUCGUGGAUAUACAAAAUUAUAAAUGUAGUCAUAGAACUACCACUGCAUGCGGAGACUAUACAUUUGGAUUUCAAUGUGAAGAUAGCGCAUAUCUAACUAUACCGAGUUAUUAUCAUUGCAGUUUGAAUAUUGACAUACAAAAUGAAACAUCUUAUUCUUGUAACAGGUGUUUCAAUAGCACAUUGAGUAUUUACCGCAACAAUUCACUUUGUGACGUCGACUUUAAAUUGAACAUAUUGUCAGUUGCAUUUGAAAGUGCUUUAAAGGACUUAUGGCUUAGUCUUCCGGUGCUUCCGUUUUGCCAUUGGGACCAGUUAACUUGUUUUCACAAUUAUAUAGAUCGCAAUUAUAGUGAAAGCAAUUCAUCAGAACUCUUACAUUGUAAAUGGAGGUUCAAAAAUGAUUCCUUACAGUCCACUACGAGAAUCGAGUACGAUUGGAGCUUUUUAUUUGUAAUAAUAUUUAUAAUAGCGGGUGGAGUCGGUAAUAUUCUGGUUUGCUUGGCUGUGUGUUUGGAUAAAAGACUACAAAACGUAACAAAUUAUUUUUUGUUGUCAUUAGCAAUUGCUGACUUACUUGUCAGCUUAUUCGUGAUGCCAAUGGGGGCAAUACCAGGAUUUCUGGGUCAUUGGCCACUUGGCGUGGUUUGGUGCAACGUGUAUGUGACGUGUGACGUGCUCGCAUGUUCCGCUAGCAUCAUGCAUAUGUGCUUCAUCAGCAUCGGCAGAUAUGUGGGAAUUCGUAACCCUCUAAAGAGUCGUCACCAUUCCACUAAGAGAGUUGUCAUAAUAAAAAUAGCACUGGUGUGGCUCCUAAGUAUGACAGUGUCGAGUUCUAUAACAAUAUUGGGUUUAAUAAACAAUAAAAAUAUAAUGCCCAAUCAAAGGAUAUGUGUUAUCAACAACAGGCUUUUCUGGAUAUUCGGCUCACUCGUCGCUUUCUAUAUACCGAUGUUGACAAUGGUAGUUUCAUUUGCACUGACGGUCCACCUAUUGAAGAGACAAGCCAAAAUGGUAGCUGCGCCAGUAACUGGGGCCACUCAAAGAAGAUUACGUGGUUAUAACACUGGACAAAAUAUACGACGGAUCGGAGCCAGAAGUUCACCCAAUCUGUCGACAAGCCGAUCAGUAUCGAGGCAGACUAUUUGGAGGCUAUCAGGAGCAAGCCGUCAUGAAAGUAAGACGAUGGGUGUAAGUGUUUCCCAUCCCGAACUGAGUUACUUAAACGGCGCAAAAACAAUAAGGAGUAAAAGAGCGCGUAACGUUAGCACCCAGACUCCGCCCAAUAUUGGUGUUGAAACCAGAAAGGCUAGGACCAGACCACCGAAACUUAUACAUGCUCCAAAUCCAUUGACAUUAAGAUUUCUACCUUAUCGGAAAAAGGACCGCGCCAUGAGCGCUAAUGCGGUGGCAAAUGAACAAAAAGCCACUAAAGUGCUCGGCUUGGUAUUUUUUACAUUCGUGUUAUGUUGGGCUCCAUUUUUCCUACUAAAUAUAUUAUUUGCUUCUUGUCCAAGUUGUUCUGUUCCGGACCACGUGGUAGACGUCUGCCUUUGGCUUGGAUAUGUUUCAUCGACAAUCAAUCCCAUCAUCUACACCAUUUUCAAUAGAACCUUUCGAGCUGCAUUCCUGCGGUUACUUUGCUGCCAAUGUUCAAGGCGCGGACGCUGCACGCUGUAUCGGUCUGCCGCAGGAUCCGCACGCAGCGCUUCGCAGUUAUGCGCACAAUCUGCGUUGCCGUUGGCUAUAUCUCUCCGCCCCCCGAACUUGGAUGAAGUGAGAGUGCCAGAUUCCAUUGAGACUAUUAUGAUGGAACCAACAUUACCAAACGAUCGUCACUAUUAAUUACCUGGUGCCGUAGCCGAAUGGCAUUUCUGCGA
Leguminivora glycinivorella is the source of this 1898-nucleotide messenger RNA. RefSeq names its product 5-hydroxytryptamine receptor 2C (gene 5-HT2A). Lineage: Eukaryota; Metazoa; Arthropoda; Insecta; Lepidoptera; Tortricidae. Gene Ontology annotation, molecular function: G protein-coupled serotonin receptor activity; neurotransmitter receptor activity; serotonin binding. Gene Ontology annotation, biological process: serotonin receptor signaling pathway; chemical synaptic transmission; G protein-coupled receptor signaling pathway, coupled to cyclic nucleotide second messenger. Gene Ontology annotation, cellular component: membrane; dendrite. Bases 1 to 1863 code for a protein of 620 amino acids. The record is from RefSeq and is a predicted model, not a curated record. The transcript has 9 exons.